ACGGUUGAACAUUCAUAUUGCGGCCGCCGGCGUUAGCCAACUUCCGAUGACAAUGCCGACUCACCACUGACUGAAUCCUGUCUCUCUCUUAUACCUAGGGUUAGAUCUUGGUGGUGAACAAACUUGAAUGGACUUUAACCUUCACUGAGACCGAAGAUGUCGGUUACGGACCUAAAAGAGAGACAUAUGACUGCUGUGGAGAAUGUCACUUCUCUCAGGGAAAAGUUGAAGCAGAAGCGUAUUCAACUCCUCGACACCGAUGUAGCGAGAUAUUCAUUAUCACAAGGUAAAACUCCGGUCACUUUCGGCCCGACGGAUCUGGUCUGUUGUAGGACUUUGCAGGGACAUACCGGAAAGGUCUACUCAUUAGAUUGGACUCCUGAAAAGAAUCGGAUAGUCAGUGCAUCACAAGAUGGAAGACUGAUAGUGUGGAAUGCUCUCACAAGCCAGAAAACUCAUGCUAUAAAGUUGCCUUGUGCAUGGGUCAUGACUUGUUCCUUCUCUCCAUCUGGUCAGUUUGUUGCCUGUGGUGGUCUUGAUAGCAUAUGUACUGUCUUCAACCUAAAUUCACUUCCUGACAAGGAUGGGAAUCUCCCUGUAUCAAAAGUGCUAUCUGGGCAUAAGGGCUACAUCUCUUGUUGUCAAUAUGUUCCUAAUGAAGAUACUCAUCUAAUUACCAGUUCUGGUGAUCAGACAUGUGUUUUGUGGGAUAUAACCACAGGCCUCAGAACUUCUGUUUUUGGCGGUGAAUUUCAAUCUGGCCACACUGCUGAUGUUCUUAGUGUCUCAAUCAGUGGAUCAAAUUCAAGAACAUUCAUAUCUGGUUCAUGCGAUGCAACCGCCCGAUUGUGGGACACACGUGUUGCUAGUCGAGCAGUGAGUACAUUCCAUGGACACGAGCGAGACAUCAAUUCAGUGAAGUUUUUUCCCGAUGGAUUUAGGUUUGGAACAGGAUCAGAUGAUGGGACUUGCAGACUCUUUGACAUCCGCACUGGACACCAGCUUCAAGUCUACAGUCAACAAAACGAUAAAAACAAGUCUCGUGUGACAUCAAUAGCAUUCUCCAUGUCAGGCAGGCUUCUCUUUGCUGGUUAUACAAAUGGAAAUUGCUAUGUAUGGGAUUCUUUAUUGGCUAAGGUGGUGUUGAACCUAGGGUCUCUUCAGAACUCACAUGACAGUCGGAUUAGCUGUUUAAGCUUGUCAGCCGAUGGAAGUGCCUUAUGUACAGGAAGCUGGGACACAAAUUUAAAGAUAUGGGCCUUUGGGGAUGGUCAUAGACAAGUCAUUUAGAGAACGGUCUAGACAAAACAGCUGGAGACCAGACCAGAGUGUCUGAUUGAAGCGGAAGCACACGCCACCAUUCGCAUCAUUUCAUGGGGAUCGUAUCUUCCUUCGAGUCUCGGAUCCACCAAUUCAUCGUAGCUUUCACCCUCCAUGGCACUUGAUAGGAUUGGCCUAGCCUAUUUUCGCCACAUCAAUCAAACUCACUCAUUUUACGGAGAUGUAGAUUAUUAUAAUUACUAUUAUUACUGUUAAGGCGAUUCUUACCCAA
This is a messenger RNA of Impatiens glandulifera, 1552 nucleotides long. RefSeq names its product guanine nucleotide-binding protein subunit beta-1-like. Gene Ontology annotation, cellular component: cytoplasm; heterotrimeric G-protein complex. The coding region runs from base 157 to 1290 and encodes 377 amino acids. NCBI's taxonomy places the organism in Eukaryota, Viridiplantae, Streptophyta, Magnoliopsida, Ericales, Balsaminaceae. The record is from RefSeq and is a predicted model, not a curated record. The transcript has 7 exons. Gene Ontology annotation, biological process: G protein-coupled receptor signaling pathway. Gene Ontology annotation, molecular function: signaling receptor complex adaptor activity; protein binding.